This is a messenger RNA of Triticum aestivum (bread wheat), 1659 nucleotides long. Its product is annotated as F-box protein At5g07610. The coding region runs from base 162 to 1412 and encodes 416 amino acids. NCBI's taxonomy places the organism in Eukaryota, Viridiplantae, Streptophyta, Magnoliopsida, Poales, Poaceae. The transcript has 2 exons. The record is from RefSeq and is a predicted model, not a curated record. Gene Ontology annotation, molecular function: protein binding.
AUUCCUCGCUCCUCCUAACCCUACCCUAGCAAAUCGUCCAUUCCCAUGCCGCCGCUCCUCCCUCCCCCCUCUCACGCCGCCACCACCGCCCCCUCUCCGGCGAACUCUCCCUCCUCCCAAUCUUGAAUCCAACAAAGGGAACCUGUGUCCACCAUCUGUAGAUGAAGAAGAAGCACGUGCACGAGCAGCAGGCGAGCCUUCCCCAUGACCAUGACUGCACGCAGCAGGACCACUCGCCGCCGACCGGCAACCAAGGCCGCGACGGCGAGGCGCCGCCAUUCCCAUCCACCGAGGAAGCGUCUGAGCAGCAGCAGCCGCCCGGGGUGGAUCUUCCUGAGGGCGCCAUCGUCGAGAUCCUGUCCAGGGUGCCCUACAGGUCGCUCUGCCGCUUCAAGUGCGUGUCCAAGCCAUGGCUGGCCCUCUGCUCCGACCCGAAUGUCCGCAAGAGGUCGACGCAGACCCUGUCCGGCUUCUUCUUCAUGGACCGUGGCCGCUUCAAUUUCCGUAACUUGUCUGGAAAAGGCCCCCCUUUGGUCGACCCUUCGCUCCGUUUCUGGCGCGGGAUCUACGACUGCUUCGCGGUCGAGCAGUGCUGCGGCAGCCUCCUCCUUUGCAAAUGUUUGAAAUCACGUCACAAGGAAGACGAAUGCGAUUACGUCGUCUGCAAUCCUAUGACAGGGCAGUGGACUGUGCUGCCUCCCAUAGUAUGGCUGGACGAAGAGGAUGGUGCUAUGACGUACUUCGAACCGAUAAGGGACAUCUUCCUGGGUUUCGACGCGGCAGCUCCGUCCCGCUUUCUGGUGUUUGUGCCCCUGACCAACUGUUUCUGUGAAUUCACAGAGAUGGCCAUCUACUCGUCGGAAACCGGACGCUGGAAAAAGGUGCAUAGUGAGUGGGGUUACAAAACUAUUCUGGUUGGGAAUUCAGAAUGCGUCUUCCUCAAUGGCACCAUGCAUUUGGCUACCCAUUAUGCUUUAGUAGUCACCGUCGACGCGGAGGGGAAGGUUUGGAGGGAAAUUGAAAUGCCUGAGCACUCGCCAGACUCAAAUCAGUUGGCUUCCAUUGGGAAGUCCCAAGGACGCCUGUAUGCGUGGCAAAUUGAUGACGAUCAUGAUUGCCAACUCUAUGUGUGGGUUCUUGAAGAUUAUGGUGCUGGAAAGUGGACCCUCAAGUAUACUGUUGGCGUCUCAGAGCUGUUCGGGAGGCAACGUGGCAAAGAUGACAUGUCCUAUAAGGUGUUUGCGAUUCAUCCAGAUUGUGAUUUGAUUUUCCUUACCGAUGAGGAGGAGAUGGCAGUGUCUUAUGAUAUGGAGAAUCAGAAAGUCAAUUUUACCUGCACUUUUUCUCAAGAAUUCGAGGAUGUUCUACCGUACGUCCCAUGUUUUGCGGAAUGGGCUUCAGAUGCUCACUGAAAGUACUACAUGCGGCUUAGUGUACUUAGCGUGGCACUUCAUAAAAAGCGGUUAUUGGGUAUUGGACAUGGCCUAAUCUUCUUGUUUUGUGGCACUGGAUUGGAUGUGUCCUAGCGUCUAUGUCUGCUUCAGUUUGAUCUUCCCAUCUCUUUGUGCCCUGAACUUCUAACGGGUUUUGUGGCUUUGAACAGUGCUGGUUAAGCAUAGAGAAUCUGCAAGGGACCCUUAAUUGGUCAUUAUUGUCUUA